AUGUACGUUGUAGGGGCCCGUCGGGUAGCCGUCGGCGAAGUCGGUACUUCGGGCCGGCCAUUCAUCGCAUUAACGAUUUGGGACGAGAGAAGACGCUUGAAUGUCAGCCAGAGCGGCGGGGGUCGCCAAGAGAGAAGGAUCUGUCCUGUAGAUGUACUCGUAAAGCGAGAACACGACGUGUUUACAAGUUCGAGUCGUCCAGCUCCUGGUGGUGGCAGAGGAGGCAAAAUAGGGUUAGAUGUUGAAGGAAAUGCGGCGUGA
Molecule: messenger RNA, 261 nt
Organism: Protopolystoma xenopodis
Lineage: Eukaryota; Metazoa; Platyhelminthes; Monogenea; Polystomatidea; Polystomatidae
Source: the annotation of a GenBank genome assembly